Molecule: messenger RNA, 705 nt
Organism: Cannabis sativa
Lineage: Eukaryota; Viridiplantae; Streptophyta; Magnoliopsida; Rosales; Cannabaceae
Exons: 1
Coding region: 1-705 (234 amino acids)
Source: RefSeq, a predicted model, not a curated record
AUGAUCAACGAAGAACUGGAAAGCAAUGUUGAUACAUCUAAGGAUGGUGUCGUGGGAACUGACCAAAUUUCUGUAAAUUUUUGGGGUCGGAUCGCAAAUUACUUCAACACCCACUACAAAGAUGAUCAACGAAGAACUGGGAAGCAAUGCAAAGACCAUUGCAACAAGAUGAAUCAAAAGGUGACACGUUUCAAUGGGUGUUACAAGCGAGUACAACAAGCACAUCACAUCGGUUGGUUUGAUGACCAAAUUAUUAAGAAUGCACAUGAGAUGUACAAGUCUGAAAAUAACAAUUUAAAAUUUCAGCUUGUAGACUGUUGGAGAUUAUUAAAAGAUGAGCCGAAAUGGAAUGUAAUGUACCAAUCAGAAGGUGUUAAGCGAGCGAAGGUGUCAAGAUCAGGGGCAUAUACUUCAUCAUCCAAUGUAGACAUCAGUGAUCAUAAAGUUCGUGAAGAGCGCCCUAUUGGCCAAAAGGCAACAAAGAGAAAGGGAAAGGGAAAGCAAGAUGAGCAACUUGCUACAUUUUAUGACAUUAAUCAAUGGAAAGCAAAUGUGUUGGAGAAAUUGGUGGCGGUACAAGAAAAAAAAGUAAUGGCAAAAUACAUGGAUUAUCUAUUCUUGGGCACAUCAAAUAUGACUCCUGAGCAAAAAAAAGAUCAUAAAAAUUUGGUAGCUCAUAUUAAGACUAAUAUUUUAAAUUUGUAA